GGCCGCUUUGUUUUGAGUAAUGCUACUGUGAAGAAGUCCAAACUCUUGUUUUUAAGCUUGGGUUCUGUUGAAUACUGCUGCUUAUGGGUCUGAAAUCUGUUUACUCCCGUAAAAGUCGUCUGAACCAAGUUUAAUAAAUCAGUACAUUUCAGGAAUCUAUCGUCACCACAACGCAGUAAAUAAAUGGAGAAAGCGGUGGCGGUUAAGCCCCAAAAAAAUGGAGGAGAUGGGCGUCGACAGUGCUCCAUCUGCAACCAAAGAAGGGCCGCCCUCAAACGGCCCAAAACCCUAGAACAGAUUUGCAGAGAGUGCUUUUAUGCGGUAUUUGAGGAGGAGAUCCAUAGGGUUAUCGUGGACAACCAUCUGUUCAAGCCUGGAGAACGUGUUGCCAUCGGAGCUUCUGGUGGAAAAGAUUCUACUGUUCUUGCUUACGUAUUGUCAGAAUUGAAUCAGAGGCAUGAUUAUGGCCUGGAUCUCUUCCUCUUGUCAGUUGAUGAAGGCAUCACAGGGUACAGGGAUGACUCACUGGAAACUGUCAAAAGAAAUGAAAUCCAGUAUGGACUUCCGCUUAAGGUCAUCUCGUAUAAGGAUUUGUAUGGGUGGACAAUGGAUGAAAUAGUGAAGAUGAUAGGUUUAAAGAAUAAUUGCACAUUUUGUGGUGUUUUCCGUCGCCAGGCCCUUGAUCGUGGUGCUGCGCUGUUGAAAGUAGACAAGCUAGCCACCGGGCAUAAUGCGGACGAUAUUGCUGAAACAGUUCUCUUGAACAUAUUACGAGGUGACAUUGCUAGGUUGAGUAGAUGCACAUAUAUAACCACCGGGGAAGAUGGACCAAUUCCAAGAUGCAAACCCUUUAAGUACACAUACGAGAAGGAAAUUGUUAUAUAUCCUUUGUUGAAUAGCUGAGUUCGUUUGCCUUCAUUUGAUCUUCUUUGUCUUCUUGAGCAACUACAUUUUAUGUCAUGCUUCCUUUCCUUUUUGUUUUAGUUGCAAUACUUUAACUAGCUGUUCACGUAUGCAUACUUCAAAAGGCUGGACUACUUCUCCACUGAAUGUGAGUGUUAAGCUCCAUUUCCUUUUAAACUUUUCAUUAUGCAGUUUUGAGCUUCUUUAUGUUAAGCACCCUGGGGUUGUUGCUUCUUUCAUCUUGUUUUGGCCCUAUUCUUGUGCCUGUUUUCAUGUCUUUCUAUGGUGGAGAAAAUCCAUCUCAAUGAAAAUGGCCGGUUGAUGAGUAUCACAUCUGAACAUUUAUGUUAGUGUUGCUUAUGACUUUUGAAUUUCCUCUUUGCAGCUUUGGCAAUUUGGCAAAUGGUGAUACUUAUUUAACCAAUAGCACUACAGGAAUUGGAGUUGUUUUUAUUUUAAUUUGGAUGUAAUAUCUCACACACGAACACACACACUGAUUUUCCAUUUCAUUUAGGAUGUUUUUCCUGCACAGAAUGUGUCUUUUUUCUUAUCACCUUCCAUUUUAUACUUGUGAUCAUAAUUGGUUCCUUUUGGUUUAUUUGUUUGUUAUAAAUUGAUAUUGCAUCCUGGUGCUGGCAUAUUGUACUGGAUUCUAUAGUUUCUUCUUUAAAAGUUCUCAAAUAAUGCAGGCAUAUAUUCUCCAAAUGCUUAUCGUGGUUUUGCUCGAGAGUUUAUCAAGGAUUUAGAAAGGAUCAGACCCAGAGCCAUAAUUGACAUUAUUAAAUCAGGCGAAGAUUUCCGGAUCUCCACUUCUACGAAAAUGCCGGAGCAGGGAACCUGUGAACGAUGUGGCUAUAUUUCUAGCCAG
This is a messenger RNA of Ilex paraguariensis (yerba mate), 1771 nucleotides long. The record is from the annotation of a GenBank genome assembly. Lineage: Eukaryota; Viridiplantae; Streptophyta; Magnoliopsida; Aquifoliales; Aquifoliaceae.